AUGGUUCCCACAAAUAACCUUUCCUACACGGCUCCCGUCAACCCACCGGGAGAAACCCCACUUUCUCACGCCCAAGUAUGGGCCGGCCUUGUUUUGAAAAUCCGCUCUGCUGAAAGCUUUGUGUCGGGAGCUAUCUCUAAGACAGAGGUGUUGAGCGAAUCGGUCGAUCCAUCAUCAGGGAACAAAAUUAUUGUGCGAGAUGUGGUGUUCCGCGAAUCGGGCAAGAAAGUCCAGGAAACCGUGACGGCAUAUGAACCUACCCGAGUCGAGUUCGUGCAAGCCGGCGGCAAUAUUAGCAACGUCAUCAGCGAGGGAGGCAACGGGGAACUUUAUUUGACUUACAUCUUUGAGUGGAAACACCCCGAAGCGUCCAAGGAGGAGAUGGAAGAGCUUUUGGUGAAGGAGAAGAACAUGGGAAAAUCGGCGGUUGAAGGGACACUCAAGGUUUUGCGGCAAAUGGUUGCGGAUCAGAAACUUUGA
Penicillium longicatenatum is the source of this 480-nucleotide messenger RNA. Its product is annotated as SRPBCC family protein. Bases 1 to 480 code for a protein of 159 amino acids. The record is from RefSeq and is a predicted model, not a curated record. The transcript has a single exon. NCBI's taxonomy places the organism in Eukaryota, Fungi, Ascomycota, Eurotiomycetes, Eurotiales, Aspergillaceae.